AUGGCUAAUCAUUCGGACCAGGCCUCUACAAACUACAAAGAAGCGUUCUCACUCUUCGACCGUCGCGGCACAGGUCGUGUCUCUGGCGAUCUCCUCGGCGACCUGCUUCGCGCCUGUGGCCAGAAUCCCACCCUUGCGGAGAUCGGUGACUUGGAGAAGUCCGUUGGUGGUGACUUCGACUUUGAUUCCUUCCUCAAGGUCCUGAACCGCCCUGGUGGUUUCCGUGAACCCGGCGAGCCCGAAGAAUAUUGUCGUGGAUUCCAGGUAUUCGAUAAGGAUAUGACGGGCUUUAUUGGUGUUGGUCAACUGCGAUACAUCUUGACGAAUCUCGGCGAGAAGAUGUCCGAUGAAGAGGUCGAUGAGUUGCUGAAGGCUGUUGAUACCAGCUCCGGCGAGAUUAACUACACUGAUCUCGUUCGCACCAUCCUCGCCAACUAA
Messenger RNA from Penicillium salamii, 438 nucleotides. The record is from the annotation of a GenBank genome assembly. NCBI's taxonomy places the organism in Eukaryota, Fungi, Ascomycota, Eurotiomycetes, Eurotiales, Aspergillaceae.